This is a messenger RNA of Penicillium taxi, 1371 nucleotides long. RefSeq names its product fructosyl amino acid oxidase fsqB (gene fmpA). NCBI's taxonomy places the organism in Eukaryota, Fungi, Ascomycota, Eurotiomycetes, Eurotiales, Aspergillaceae. The record is from RefSeq and is a predicted model, not a curated record. Gene Ontology annotation, molecular function: sarcosine oxidase activity; flavin adenine dinucleotide binding; L-pipecolate oxidase activity. The transcript has 3 exons. Bases 1 to 1371 code for a protein of 456 amino acids.
AUGGCGUGCCCUCAAAAUAUCAUCAUUGUGGGAUCAGGGGUCUUUGGGUUGUCUACAGCAUACUCCAUGGCUAAAGACAAAGUAUUCUCUCAGACAUCAAUCACGUUGGUCGACUCAUGGGAGUUUGAGCCGCCCACCAUCCCAACGGGUACUUCGAUCAGCAACCCUGGUGCCGCAAACCAUGACACAUCCCGCAUUAUUAGAAGUGAAUACCCCCACGGCCCCUAUGCGAUCCUUGCCAAGGAAGCUCACACGCAAUGGCGAGGAAUGUGGGGUGCGGAUGGUCGCUACACAGAGCGACGACUUCUGCUUUCAGCACAGGGUAGCUCUUUGAGAAGUUCACGACGAGCUGGUGAGACAGUCAAUUAUGUGAAAAAUGCGUAUGAGCUUAGUUGUCAGCUCUCUGUUUGUGGUAAAGACGGUCUUCAAAUCCUUGACUCGCUGAGUGAAAUUCGAUCUGAGCUAGGACUGUCAACUACCUCUGCCUCAACCUCUGAGAAGGAUCUUCGAGGAUAUAUUUCGCUGGAUGCCGGAUGGGCUGACAGCGGGGCAAGCAUUGCAUGGCUGCGACAGAUGGUUAUCCAGACCGGUCGUGUGCAAUUUCACACCGGAUAUGUUCGGUCCCUCAUCUAUGCUGGAAAUCAAAGUGAUGUAGUUCAAGGCGUUCUACUUGAUGAACGCAAACUAUUUGCUGACCUUACUAUCGUCGCUGCGGGGAGUCAUACCCCUCGCAUUCUUGGAAUGUGUCAAUUAUGCGACGUGUACAGUGAGUUAGUUGCCUAUAUUCAGCUCUCUCCUGAAGAAUGUGUUCAUUUCGAAGAAUUGGAUCUUCCCAUCAUCGUCAAUGCCGAUCGGUGUGUUUUUGCGAUCGCACCGGAUCGGGAGGGGUUCUUGAAGCUUGGGAAGUUCUCACAUAGUGGACUUGUUGAUGUUCGUCAAUGCGCAGGCGUGGAUAUCGGGCCUAGAGAGACCCAUUUUACAGCUCGUGAGCAAUGGAGUGAAUCAGAAUUUGGCUGGGGAGAUUACAGAGCAUUUUUGAAUGAGCUGUUUGAACCUUCCAACGGUACGGAAAUGAAGUCCAAUGAUAGUAUCGCUCGUCGUUCAUUCGCGAAGAUUCGUCGAUGCUGGUACACCGAUACCCCUGCGACUGACUUCAUCGUUGACUACCACCCUGCGUCUCAAGGAACGCUUUUCGUGGCAUCCGGGGGCUCUGACCAUGCUUUCAAAUUUCUACCGGUCAUCGGAGACAAAGUCGCCGGUAUCAUUUUAAGGGGUAAAAAUCUACCAGCUGAGUCCGAUGAUGAUGCCAAUUUGACAGCACUGCGUGAAGCUUGGCGGUUCCCGCGUAUUUAUUCUACAAGCAAGCUCUGA